AUGGAGAACGCCGACACGCUGCUGCGCAAGCUGACGCUGGAGGAGAAGGCCAAACUAUCCACGGGCGCCGACUUUUGGCACACCUUUGCCGUUGAGCGGCUUGGAGUGCAGCCCCUAUUAUUGACUGAUGGGCCGCACGGACUGCGGAAGUCGGUGGAGGUGCAAGAGGGUGAGUCAUUUCUGCGAGGUGUUCCCGCAACCUGCUUCCCAACUGCUGUGGGAUUGGGCGCGACAUGGAACCGUGAACUAGUAUCUGAAAUGGGUCGGGCGUUGGCGGCGGAGUGCCAUGCUGAGAAAGUGGCGGUGUUGUUGGGCCCUGGCGCAAACAUCAAGCGUUCACCUCUGUGCGGUCGCAACUUUGAGUACAUUUCGGAGGACCCGUUCCUGAGCUCCCGCAUCGCCGCCGCAUUCAUCAAGGGCGUGCAAAAUGGGGGCGUGGGUACGUCGAUGAAGCACUUUGCCGCGAACAACCAAGAGACUAACCGCGGCACUUGCAGCAACUCCGUUGUGGACGAACGCACCCUUCGCGAGAUAUAUCUUGCAAGUUUCGAGUACGCCGUGAAAGAGGCAAAGCCGUGGACGGUAAUGUGUUCAUAUAACCAUUUGAAUGGUGUGUACGCCUCGCAGAAUGAAUGGCUUCUCAAUAAAGUUCUGCGCGAGGAUUGGGGAUUCGAAGGCUUGGUGGUGUCUGACUGGGGCGCGGUGGACGACCGUGUGGCGGCGUUGCGCGCCGGCCUCGACCUCGAGAUGCCAAGCUGCCACGGUCUCACCACCGCCAAGGUUCUUUCCGCCAUUAAGAGCGGCGAGCUCGACGAAAAGGUGCUGGACACUUCUGUGAAGCGCAUCCUCGAGCUGAAUGCCAAAAGUCAGCGAACUAUGGUUGCCAAUGCCACUUUUGACCGGGACGCACAUCACACUCUCGCGCGCCAUGUUGCCCAUGAGGCGAUGGUGCUGCUUAAGAACGAGGGUGGCUUGCUCCCGCUGCGGCGUGGUGCGGCGCGCGUGGCCGUCAUUGGUGAGUUCGCAAAGUCACCGCGCUUUCAGGGAGCUGGAAGCUCGUUGGUGAACGCCACGCGAACGGAGUGCGCCUGGGACGCCAUGUGUGAGCUUGUCGGCGAGAAGCACCUUACAUUCUCGAGCGGCUAUGAGGCGAUGAAGGAGGAGGUCUGUAUGGGUCUCUUGGACGAUGCUGUGACGGCAGCUCAGAAGGCCGACGUGGCGGUGCUCUUCGUCGGGCUUUUGCGAGAGUUGGAGGCAGCCGAUCGUGAGGAUUUGCAUCUCCCUGAGAGCCAUGCCAGGCUGAUUGAGUCUGUUGCCAAGGUGCAGCGGAACGUGGUGGUGGUGCUGCACAACGGCGCCCCAGUGGAUAUGCCCUGGAUUGAGCGCGUGCCGGCCGUUCUGGAGGCAUACCUUGCCGGCCAGGCAGGUGGCGGUGCAGUGUCGGACAUCUUGUUUGGUGUCUGUUGCCCGUCAGGGAAGCUUGCCGAAACCUUCGCAAAGAGAGUGUGCGACACCCCGCCGUUCCCAUUCUAUCCGAGCAAGAAGGACGCAGAGUACCGCGAGGGCAUCCUCGUCGGCUACCGCUACUAUGACACAAAGGGGAUCGAACCACUGUUUCCGUUCGGUCAUGGCCUCAGCUACACUGAGUUUCAGUACAGCGACCUGGUGGUUGAGGCUAGGCAAGGAGCUCCCCACGACGUCUCCGUGUCGGUGGCGCUGACGGUGAAGAACACGGGGAAGGUGGCCGGCAAGGAAGUUGUGCAGCUGUACGUCCAUGACCCGCACGCGGAGGUUGUGCGUCCUGCGAAGGAACUCAAGGAGUUUGCGAAGUUGGCCCUUCAGCCCGAUGAAUCUAUGCGGGUGACAUUUGAGCUUGACAGACGUUCCUUCUCCUAUUACGACGUGGAAAAGAAGCAGUGGCGCAUGCACAGCCGCACCUACACUAUUCUCGUUGGGUCUUCGUCGCGCGACAUUCGCCUACAGGCGCAGGUGCAGGCAACUAAAGAAGUAGUGAAGGAAAUACCAGAAAUCCACCGCAACGUUUCACUGAAGGUUGUGGCCCAAUUUCCGGGAAUGGCGCCGCUUGCGGAGGCGCUCGCCACGAAGAUGGGAAUGGCUGGGCUGAAGGAAGGCAGUGAUAUGUACGAGCUGAUCUACAACAUGCCCAUCCGCUCCAUUUGUCGCUUUGGUGGCGUUAGCGAGGAGCAAAUGGGAGAGUUUCUCGAGAAAGCGCGCCAGGCCGUUUUAAAAGCGUAG
Molecule: messenger RNA, 2256 nt
Organism: Trypanosoma conorhini
Lineage: Eukaryota; Euglenozoa; Kinetoplastea; Trypanosomatida; Trypanosomatidae
Product: beta-glucosidase
Exons: 1
Coding region: 1-2256 (751 amino acids)
Biological process (GO): carbohydrate metabolic process
Molecular function (GO): hydrolase activity, hydrolyzing O-glycosyl compounds
Source: RefSeq, a predicted model, not a curated record